AUGAUUGCAAUCUUAGAGCCAGUGUUGCUUUUGUUGGUUUUGAGCACACCGAGCUGUUUGGUACUAUGCGAUUGUUUCGAUGUACUGACCGGUCGACGCUAUCCAGAGAAGUCCGUAUGGGUUCGGAGUGAAUUCUUUAAUGUGACCUGUGAGAAUGGACGAAUGAAGGUGUUAAAUUGUAUCAGUGAUUUUGGAACGAGGAUUCCGCUUCAGACGGAUUCAUUCUGGGAGAAUAGCAUUGAAUAUUCAUGCAUAGAUGAUGAAAGUGGUGAGCGAGGUUUGGACGGCAAUGAAGCGUCCGGAGAGGAACCGACUUCAGAAGGGUGCAGCGGUGACCGGACGGAAUUCUUUGCGAAUCAUUUUGUUAUUUCAUGUAUUACCAAAGAGUAA
Molecule: messenger RNA, 390 nt
Organism: Anisakis simplex (herring worm)
Lineage: Eukaryota; Metazoa; Nematoda; Chromadorea; Rhabditida; Anisakidae
Source: the annotation of a GenBank genome assembly